AUGGCAUCUGGCCAAGAGAAGGAUAUGGCAAGGGAGGAAGGGCCCACUGCACCUAAUGAGGUGGUGAACAAUGCUGCUAAGAUUGACCUCAAUCAAGAUGAGGCAAUGGCUGACAUUGAGUUGGAUGAUAUUGAGGACUUGGACUUGGACCUUGGAGAUGAGCAUACCAUGGUGAAGCUGAGAACCAUGGUGAAUCUGAGAACCAUGGUGAAGCUGAGAACCAUGUUUAACCAUAACAAGACGGAGGUGCAGCCUUGGCUCGACCUGGUGGAUUCCACCAUGAUCCUUGCGAAUGUGCGCCCCGAGGCUCGCAUCACUGCAGCUACUCGUGCGUUGGACGAGGUGGCCCGCAGGGCAAUGUAUGGCGCUAAGAAGCAGGCACAGGGACCGUUUGAAUGGCCGGAGUUCUGCACCGCGCUGAAAGAGGCAUUCAUGGUCAAGAAGUCCGACCUGGAAUUACGCGGACACCUUGAAAGUAUCAAGUGUCGUGACCGUUCAGUGCAGAAAUAUGCGGUCGAGUUGGAGGCCGCAGCACGCUUGCUCCAAAAGCCCUUGGCUGAGGAGGAGAUGAUGCACAUCUUCAUGAAGGGCCUCCCUGUCAACCUGCAGGAGGCACACAUGACCGGUGGCAUGACCAAUUGGACGAAUUACAAGGAGAUGAAGGAGCAGGUGAUCAAAACCGACAACAUCAUUCGCACGUACAUUUUUGGCCCCGAAAAGACAGACCAGCAGCCCCGUGCUGAAGGCUCUGGUGAUCAUGGGAACCGGCCCCAGAAUGCGAAGGGUGGAAGCGGUUGGAACAAAAGGCCUUUCCAGCAGCAUGAUCACCAGCCUGGUCCACAGGCCAAGAGGCCUAACGGAGGGGGAGGUCAUGGUCCUAACAAGCCGGAUUUCUCUGACAAGCGGUGCAGAGGCUGUGGAAGGAUGGGGCACAUCGCAUCCCAGUGCCGUAACAAGAACCCAAUCAAGUAUUCUGGGAAACCUAAGCAAGACGGCGCUGGAUCUUCUGGAAAGAAGGAUUUUCAGAAGCCCAACUAG
Closterium sp. Naga37s-1 is the source of this 1038-nucleotide messenger RNA. The record is from the annotation of a GenBank genome assembly. NCBI's taxonomy places the organism in Eukaryota, Viridiplantae, Streptophyta, Zygnematophyceae, Desmidiales, Closteriaceae.